This is a messenger RNA of Paramisgurnus dabryanus, 2872 nucleotides long. RefSeq lists its product as uncharacterized. The record is from RefSeq and is a predicted model, not a curated record. NCBI's taxonomy places the organism in Eukaryota, Metazoa, Chordata, Actinopteri, Cypriniformes, Cobitidae. Gene Ontology annotation, biological process: homophilic cell-cell adhesion. Gene Ontology annotation, cellular component: plasma membrane.
UUAUAACAUCUCCCCACAUAUAAACACAUUUAUCGUUUGGGUUAACAGUCAUUGCAUUUGCAUGAAAACCAUUGACAUGUUUUAACACUUAUGUGUGCCAUUUAAUUACCAAACCUCUAACAGAUGCAAUUCAGUAUCACAACACAAGCGUUUUAAACGUUGUACUGAACCACAACAACUGUCCUCUAUGUUUGGUGUUUUGCUAUGACACAUGACAUGUACAUGAAGUACAUGAAGUUAAUCUUAACAAGAGCAGCCCCGUCCGCCUACACUUUGUCUUACCCUUUAUCUUCCUGUUGUGGUUUUCAGUGGAUGAUGAUUCUGGGGGGGAAGGUUUCAUUUGUCAAACUGCAAGUGAAGCGCAUCACACGUACAACAUCUAGAUGCAUUUAUGGAGACUUUAAUUUAUUAGUUACACAUGAUAAUAAAAUGUUAAUUUAGCUGGAUAAGACGGCGGCCUUGCUCACAAUGCCUAGAUGUUAUGUUCAUGUUUGUCUCUUUCUGUUUACUAUUUUUGUGAGAGAAACUCUUGGAGUCACAGUGCAGACAGGAUUAUACAGUCGAGUUGAGCUGACAGGAGAAAACCUGGAUAAUCAUACUGACCUGGAGUCAGUGGAAUGGAUCAACCUAAACAAAUCCUGUCUUUGUCUUAACUUUGUUAAACAGAAUGGUAACAUAACAAACUACAGUCAAUGCUGUGGAAAAGCUCAUUACUAUUUGAGCAAUAACACUCUCAUUUUAGAGAAUGUGACAGCACAGGUUGAAGGAGUCUUUAUGGGAAAAACUAUAUUUAAUAAAAGUGGAAUUACAAAGCAAUUCAACAUUACAUUAUAUAUUGUAUAUCCACCAAAUGCAACAGGAAUUGGGGUCACCUGGACGUCCAACACAUCAGUGUCUCUCACAUGUGAAGUGACCGCGACAUUUACACACAUAAUGUGGAAGAGAGAAGAUUCUCCCAUUCUAGAAGACACCAGACACUCAUUGAGCGAAAACAACCAGACUCUAAACAUCAGCAAUAUGACCAGUUCAGAUGAUGGAAAAUACAGUUGUGUGGCGACAAAUGCAUAUGGAAAAUCAGAAACGCACACAAAUGUUACCUGGAAAACCACAACUCAUCCCCCAAGACAAGAUAACAGCACUUUGACUAUACAUCAGAUUUUGUUUCCAAGUGGACUCUCAAUCAUCACCAUUUUGGGGCUGUCUACUGUGAUCUUCUGCAUUAUCAAAUACUGUCACUGCCGCAGAGGGGAAAAUGACAAAGCUACAGCAGGGGACGCUAACAUUGACCUUCGAAUUUAUGAGGAAAUACCUGGUAUUGGAGAGGUGGUUCCUUUGCCAUGCGUCUACAAAGACUUCAUUAAACCACGGCAGGACCAUCAGGACUCAGCUGCAGCAAAGCACGUUGAGGAUUUUGGUUACUCUGAGAUUGGACCAACAUGCAAUACUACAACUAUUUUGUAUCCCAUCAGCUCAGAUGAAGAGUUCAGGUCGUGUCCUGAUGCUGGGGUAGAAGUGACAGCGGAUAAGAUUAAUGUAUCUGAAGCAACCCACAUCAGCGACAACUCAUCUAAGCUUGAGGAAAAACAAGCAGUACAGCUUGAUCAACCACAAGAUGAAGGCAAAUUAGUCACUUAAUCUGUUUCCUCUCUUGAACUUUAUACUUGCUGUGUCCUUCCUGGUGCUAUGGUCUUGUAGUCGUAAUAAACACUUAGGCUUUGAAAGUCAUGUUAAAUAGAUGUGCACAGUGCAAGAAGUCAGAAACAGUCCAUUAAUGAAUGCCAUAGACUUUGAUUAAAUAAAUGCCAUUUGGGGUAUUUGGGAGAGCAAAUGUGGUUUGUCUUGCAUGUCAGACUCUAACUAAUGCGGAAAGGCAAAUCUUCAUGUCAGCGAUGUGAGGUUUUCAACAACAUUUUAUACAUUUUGCCCACUGACUUUGAAAGCUGAAUUGUGUGUCUUUUAUUAAAGCAGGAGCAGAUUAACAUACUUUUUUUGCUUGUGUUAAGUAAAAAUUCACUAAUUUUUUAUUUAUUUUUUGUCUAAAAACUAGACUUAUUUUCUUAGGUAAUUUUGCUUAUCCGGAAAUCUUAAUUUAAGAAUUUGUAGAAAUGCAUACAGAAAACAAGACAAAAAUACUACGUCAUUUUUUGCAGUGUACACUUUUACCACAAAAAAGUGGAUAAUUUUCUUUAAUUACCCAGAAACACCUGUUCCUCUCCUCCAGGUGCACCCAUUUAUUUAUUUAAAUAUGCUGCCACCUAAUGGUCAAUCACAGUAUCGUCAUUUGCUAUUGCAUUAUGUAUUUGAGGACUGUGUGUUUAUUACUGUAAUGAAUGAUGUUGUAAACUGGGCAAAGUGUGAGAAAACUGGACAUACCUGUUAACAAGAUGUGAAUUUACCUGCUCCUUUUCAUUCUCUACUGAAUUGAAAAAAUUGCAGGUUUUAGUUUUGAAUUCCUGUAAAUUAUUAUUAUAGUAUUAUGCAAAAUUGGUUUUCUAUUUAGUAAAAAAGUUGGAAUGUUAAAGUUUGUGUGUUUUUAACUUUCUUGAUUCUGUAAUACCUAUGAUACUAAAGACAUCUAUAAACCAGUGCACUCUGAAACAAACAUUGACAAAACUUACAUUUAUAAGACAAAAUAAUUUCUCGUCAGCUUGCAGGCUGUGAGGGAAACUAAACGUUGGCUAUUUUAGGCUGUUUAACCCCAACUUCCUUUUCAGUGAAAAUUAUCUAGAAAAUUAUUUAUGGAGUGGCAUGAGAACUAUGUGGGUGGCAACACUGGCGAGCACCUCUGCAUGGUUCACGUGGGUUCAAGAAAUGAUAUACAUAUUUGGUUUAUACACUGGGGCGCAUAUAUUUGUAUGUGUAAUUGACUUAC